AUGCAUCUUUUCCUUUCUGUGCUGUUGGUCAUUAUCACAGUCAACAGAUUUUACAGAUCGUGGCUGACUGUGUCCAAUGGGAUGUGGUGGGGGUCGUGGGGGUUUAAGGACAUGUGUCCGAGUGGAACGUACGCAGCAGGGUUCAGUCUGAAGGUGGAUAAACCAUUCUAUGGUGUUCAGAAUGAUAACAAAGGACUCACUGGGAUUCGUCUUCACUGUGUCAGCCGAUUGAGAGCCUCGUUGGGCUUAUAUGAUGACUACGCCUCAGUUCAAUCAGAAGUUGCAGGCUGGGGUCAGUGGACAGAGAUCAAAUGGUGUCCUUGCUGUUUCUUGACUGCUUUUCAGCUGAGAGUCGAAUCUUUCCAAGGAUCUGGAGACGACACGGCCGUGAACAACAUCAGAUUCGAAUGCAGUGGACGGUCUUUGCUACACGGUGAUGGCACAAGCUGGGGCGAGUGGGGCGGCUGGAGUCAAACAUGUCAAGGAAAAGGGAUUUGUGGUAUCAAGACACUGAUAGAAGAGCCUCAGGGAAACGGAGAUGACACCGCUCUCAAUGACGUGCGCAUGUACUGCUGUGAUUAAGGUGUGAAAGGACGACCACAAGAACAGCGAGAAGAUCAAAUGGAUCAUAUAAUUGAUUAUGAGUCUGAUGAACUAACAUGAACCAUGUCAAGUAAUAGAUUAAUGUGCAGUCAGCUGGUCAUGACAGCUUACUAGACAUCCUCACACUUAUUACUAAUAAAUGAAUAAAUAUAU
Messenger RNA from Cyprinus carpio (common carp), 756 nucleotides. Its product is annotated as vitelline membrane outer layer protein 1 homolog. The coding region runs from base 1 to 582 and encodes 193 amino acids. The transcript has 5 exons. NCBI's taxonomy places the organism in Eukaryota, Metazoa, Chordata, Actinopteri, Cypriniformes, Cyprinidae. The record is from RefSeq and is a predicted model, not a curated record.